Tarenaya hassleriana is the source of this 1456-nucleotide messenger RNA. RefSeq names its product serine/threonine-protein phosphatase PP1 isozyme 6-like. The record is from RefSeq and is a predicted model, not a curated record. Bases 272 to 1240 code for a protein of 322 amino acids. Gene Ontology annotation, molecular function: protein serine/threonine phosphatase activity. NCBI's taxonomy places the organism in Eukaryota, Viridiplantae, Streptophyta, Magnoliopsida, Brassicales, Cleomaceae. The transcript has 4 exons. Gene Ontology annotation, cellular component: nucleus; cytoplasm.
UUUUUUAGGUUUUCCUUCCUGAAACGUACUUAUCCUCUCUCUCUCUCUUGCUCCGCGAAACCUCACUCCGGUAUCUAUAGAACGCUUCGAGUUGGUCAAUCGAUGCCGGAGUUAGAUCUCUCUGGGGAUUCGGUAGGAGAUAAGUGUACAUGAGACGGGAUUUUUUGUCGGAGAAAUUCUUCGGCUUGGUUGUAGUGUUUUCGUGUUCGCGUGGUAGAGAGAGAGAGAGAGAGAGAGAGAGAGAGAUUAGGGUUUUGGUGGGUUUGUAGCGAUGGACGCGAAUUUGCUGGAUGAUAUAAUACGGAGGUUGGUGGAGGCGAAGAAUGGGAGGACGGUGAAGCAAGUGCAGCUGACGGAGGCGGAGAUACGGCAGCUUUGCUUGACCUCGAAGGAGGUCUUUCUCACUCAGCCUAAUCUUCUCGAGCUCGAGGCUCCCAUCAAAAUCUGUGGUGAUGUUCAUGGUCAGUUUUCAGACCUCUUGCGGCUGUUCGAGUAUGGCGGCUACCCACCAGCUGCAAAUUAUUUGUUCCUCGGGGAUUAUGUGGAUCGUGGUAAGCAGAGUAUAGAGACAAUAUGCCUUCUUCUUGCCUACAAGAUCAAAUACAAGGAGAAUUUCUUUCUCCUUAGAGGCAACCAUGAAUGUGCUUCAAUCAACCGCAUAUAUGGGUUCUAUGAUGAAUGCAAAAGAAGAUUUAAUGUCCGUCUGUGGAAGACUUUCACUGACUGCUUUAAUUGUCUGCCGGUUUCUGCUCUUAUCGACGACAAGAUCCUCUGCAUGCACGGUGGAUUAUCCCCCGAUUUGAAGAACUUAGACGAGAUCAGGAAGAUUCCUCGCCCUAUCGAUGUUCCUGACCAGGGACUCCUAUGUGACUUACUGUGGUCUGAUCCUGACCGAGAUGCUGAUGGCUGGGGAGAGAAUGACCGAGGUGUCUCGUAUACAUUCGGGGCUGACAAGGUUGCUGAGUUCCUCCAAAUUCACGACCUUGAUCUCGUUUGCCGGGCACAUCAGGUUGUAGAAGAUGGGUACGAGUUCUUUGCACAGAGACAGCUGGUGACUAUAUUCUCAGCGCCAAAUUAUUGCGGGGAGUUUGACAACGCCGGUGCAAUGAUGAGUGUGGAUGAUACCUUGACAUGUUCUUUCCAAAUCCUCAAGCCAUCUGAUAAGAAAGGAAAAUUUGGAAUCAACAACACUGUGCCGAGGCCAGGAACUCCGCCUCAUAAGGGCGGAAAAGGCGGCUAGACCACUUGUAUGUAGGGCCAACCCCAUGGUUCUGAACCGAGUUUUUGUUGUGAGGAGGUAAGAGGUUAUUGUUUUGCAUUUGAGAUGCUAUUUAUGCUUGUGAUUGUUGUCUCUUCUUCUACUUGCUAUUGUGUAAAGAAAGAAAGCAAAACACCCGUUAAAAGUGAACGUGUCCUUUUGUAGCUGAUCACUGAACCACUUGGGAUUUGUCCGAAA